UGCAGGAGGGACGGAUCGUGUACCGACAGUGACAACUCCCACCCGGAGCCAUACAUCGCUCAAAACCAACCCAGAAAUGACUCCACCUUAGUAAACACGUUUUUGAAACGUCUAACAGGUGUCUUUUCUUUUCAUUUUUUGGAGUACGCUAGUGUGUACAGUAGCUGAAGAUGUCUGCCAACGACUGCCAAGAAACCGUUGAACACUCCGGACUGCUCAAGUUUUACUCCGCCGUGUUUUACGCCGGCAGUUCGUUCCUUAUCACGGUUGUCAAUAAAAGCGUGCUAACCAGCUUCAGGUUUCCUUCCUACAUGUGUCUGGGAAUUGGCCAGAUGAUCACCACUCUUGUUGUUCUUUAUGCUGCCAAAAUGACCAAAACAGUCCAGUUUCAAGAUUUUGACAGAAGUAUUGUCUUUAAAAUUUUCCCUCUUCCUUUGCUGUACGUUGGCAACCAUAUGACAGGACUGGCAAGCACCAAAAAACUCAGUUUACCCAUGUUCACGGUACUACGGAAAUUCACCAUAUUGAUGACAAUGAUCUUGGAAGUAUAUGUUCUAAGAAAGACAUUCCCAAAACGCCUUGUGUACAGUGUUGUAGUCAUAGUCCUGGGUGCUAUGGUUGCUGCAAGUUCGGACCUGGCCUUUGAUGUGGAGGGCUAUACUUUCAUUCUGCUCAAUGAUGCCCUUACUGCUGCCAGCGGCGUGUACACCAAGAAGAAACUCGGCACUGAGGGCCUUGGGAAGUUUGGGGUCUUAUUUUACAAUGCACUAAUCAUAGUCAUCCCCACUUUCAUGGCAAGUGCAUUUACUGGAGAUUUACACAAGGCAGUCACGUUUGAAGACUGGGUUGAAACCACUUUUAUUUUUUGUUUCCUCAUGUCCUGCUUCAUGGGGUUUGUGCUGAUGUAUUCCAUAGUCCUGUGCAGCUAUUAUAACUCAGCACUUACUACGGCAGUAGUGGGGGCUAUAAAGAAUGUUGCAGUAGCCUAUAUUGGCAUCUUUGUGGGGGGAGACUACCUGUUCUCUUGGACCAACUUUCUAGGCCUCAGCAUUUGUAUGUCAGGUGGACUAGUGUACUCAUAUCUCAUCUUCAACCAAAAAUCAUCUGUAAGUAACACAGAAGGAGCACAAGAGCUGAAAAUUCACAUCACGAAAGAUUAAACAGGGCUGUACUCUGCAAACUCAAAGGACACAAUUUUAGUCUUCACCACUUGGUGGCAUUGUUCCGCUCCAUAUUGGAGCAUAAUAUUGUUCUCCAUUGACAUUUGUGUAUAGUUAAAAUUAGUGAGUGCAUUUCAAUUAAUACAUUUAAGGUUCGUACAUCGUUUUAAGAGCUGACCUUUCAAGGUACUAAACCAAAACUCCAGACUCUUCAAAACCUUUAUCAUACACUGAUUUAGACUUGUUUUUUUCAUUUCAAAAGAAUUGGAUGUUGUGAAUGAUUAUGUCACCAUUCUAAUUGAAAAUAAAUGUUACAAUUACACAUAUUUUCCAAAUGUUCAAGACUUUGUACAAACCCUAUACAUUACUGGUGUAUUAUUUCAUAGCAACUAACUAACUCAUGACUGAUUAAACUGACAAGUUCACAUAAAUUCCGGGUCUGUUCGGUGAAUGUUUAUUGAUAACCAACAAAUAUAAUUGUGGACAACCUGUCAGAGAAAUCUUAACAUGUGUAAUAAAAUGUCUACCAAGCAAGCAGGAUCACUCUAUACAAUGUCACAAACAUGAAAAACUUUGGAGGAUGUUAGCAGAGGUGAAAACUGAAACUAAAUUUCAACUUCAAAGCUCUCCGUAAAUUGUGCACUCAACAUUCUAACUAACACAAUGUGUGUAUAUAUUAAAUGCCAUAAUCUUCUCAAACCACACAACAGACUAAGGGUUAGAAAUGGUUCAAAAUAUACUAUAAUUGGGUACAAAAUCAAUCAUUUGGUGUUUUGAUUAUCAACAAUUCACUUGCCUUCCAGUUUCACUGUAACUCCACUAUUAGUCUUUUGUAAAUCCAUCCAAUUCAAACAUCACAGCUAGAAUGACAGGUUGUUGUUGCAGGUUUCCCCAAAAUAACCAUAGAAAGGGCAGUUAUGAGAGGCUUCAAACAGUGUCAACGGAUGUAGUGUUGCUUAUAAAAAAUAAAAAAUAAAACACCCAGCACCACAAAAUCAGUUUAUCAAAAACCAGUGCCAUUUUCUUGGACAAGUACGACAAAUCUAAUCUUCAGUGCAUUGCAAGCUUAAUCCAAGAAUAAGGGGUGUAAGUGCUAAAUAAAAGUCAAUGGGAUGUCUAUAUUGAUUUAAAAAAAUUUUUUUUGCUGGUGCCAGAAUAUUUCCCUCCCUUCACAUGGCAAAAGAUUGCAGGGCUAUCAAAGUUGAACAAAAUGUUAGCCA
This is a messenger RNA of Etheostoma spectabile (orangethroat darter), 2380 nucleotides long. RefSeq names its product solute carrier family 35 member D2 (gene slc35d2). NCBI's taxonomy places the organism in Eukaryota, Metazoa, Chordata, Actinopteri, Perciformes, Percidae. The record is from RefSeq and is a predicted model, not a curated record. Bases 171 to 1160 code for a protein of 329 amino acids. The transcript has 12 exons.